AUGGCUCCUGUUCAAAUUACUGUUGGUGUCUAUCUGUUAUAUUCUUUGUUAGGAUGGUCUAGUCUGCUAGGUUUGUCAGUAAUGUUGGUGAUGCUGCCAUUAAACCAACUGGUGACAAAAUAUUAUUCAACCAAGCAAGAGAAACUCAUGAAAGCACGCGAUAAAAGAGUUUACUUAAUGAAUGAACUUCUACAGGGCAUUCGUCAAAUCAAGCUCUUUGCUUGGGAAUCCAAUUGGACAAAACGUAUUAUUAAAUCUAGAGAGAUUGAGUUAUCUUACUUGGGGAAGACAUGUAUUGCAGAUAUCAUUUUCUUGUGUAUAUGGCAUGGAACUCCUCUUUUGAUUAUUAGCAUUGCCUUCUUUUCUUUUACAAAACUGCAAAAGCAAGAACUCACUGCUCCUAUUGCUUUCGCAGCCAUUGAAGUCUAUCAUGAACUCGAGUCUGCUUUGACUAUCAUUCCGGGAACAAUUAUCGAUGUAUUAGAAAUGUAUGUGAGUUUGGAUCGUGUUCAAAAGUAUUUGGCAAAAGCAGAAGUCAAUAACAUGGAUUCUUCUUUUGUUCAUGCUUUAGACACUAUCAAAAUGGAAGAUGCUACUAUAACAUGGCCAAUCGAUUCCCAAGAUCAAGUAUUCCAGCUAAAGGAUCUCAACAUUGUUUUCCCCAAAAAUCAAAUAUCUCUUAUCUGUGGCGCGACUGGUGAAGCCAAAAUCACCCAUGGCUAUGUUUAUUCAGCAAGUUCCAAUCCGUUUUACUCUACUUUGGAUCAAUCAAUUGACAUUGCAUCGAUUCAAGCGUCUCAAGACACAACUAUUUCUGCUUCUUGGAUUUUACCAGAAGCUGUUGCUUAUGUGCCUCAAACGGCUUGGCUACAAAACGAUACCAUCAAAAACAAUAUUCUGUUUGGCCUUCCAUUUGUGUCUAGUCGAUAUCAAGGUACCAUCUACGCUUGUGCCUUGGACAAAGAUUUCUCGUAUCUCAAUGAUGGCAACGAGACAGAGAUUGGUGAAAAGGGCAUCACUUUCAGUGGUGGCCAGAAAGCACGAGUUACACUGGCUCGUGCUGUUUAUUCUCGAGCCCAGAAUAUAUUUCUUGAUGAUGUCUUAAGUGCCGUGGACGCAUAUACAGCUAGACAAUUGUAUCACAAGUGUCUUCUGGGGCCUCUGGUUAAGAGUCGAACAAUCAUUUUGAUUACUCACCAUGUCAGUUUAUUGCUUGUCAAAGAUGGACGCACACAGAUUACUGGUUCUCCUCUAGAGAUUAAAAAGACGAUGUUAUUCAAGAAGAGCAAGAAAUCAAUAGACAAAGUCAGUUUGACGAGCAAUACUGAAAGUAAUCCGUCUAUUGUUGAUAUACAUUCUUCGACCAAAAAAAGCCCAAAAGUACUUGUAGAGGAAGAGAAACGCUUUGAUGGCACUGCCAAGCUCAAGUUCUAUAAGAAGUAUCUAGGACUAUAUGGCCACUGGUUCUUUUGGACCGCGUUUCUAUCCGUCAUUAUAGGCUACAGAAUAUUCGACAUUACUUUUACCUGGUGGAUUAAACAAUGGGCACAGUCUUAUGAAUCUGAUAAGGCUCAAAAGGCAUACAGUCUGGAUGCCUACCUUUGUAUCUUUGCCAUGAUUAAUAUGAUAAAUAUCUUCUUGGUUGGAUUCAAGUACACCCUUACUUUCUGGAAAGGUAUUGACACUGGUAGAAAACUAUACAUUCUUUUACUCGAACGUAUCUUUGGCGCACCUCUUUGUUUCUUUGAUACAGUCCCUGUAGGUCGCUUACUGAACCGUUUUAGCAAAGAUGCUGAGAAAAUCGACCGAAAGAUAUCUUUCUAUUUUAUCUGUUUCCUGUAUGAACGGGUCAAAAUAGUAGGUAUUGCUUUAGUGACCAUGGCGACAGUGUUUCUUUCCAUCUUGCCUAUGAUGGUAGUUACCCUUUUUGUUGCUUGUAAUAGAGAUCUUCAGCGUAUGGAAUCUGUGAGUCGUUCUCCCAUUUUUAGUCAGUUUGGUGAGACUAUUUCAGGCAUCACUACCAUUCGCGCGUUUGGUGUCUUAAUUUUGCUAAAUCUGAAUAACAUGGAUGCUCCGUUGGCUGAUUUUUGCUUGACUUUUGUAAGCACAUUUACAGAUUCAUUUUAUUGGGGUGUUAGAAGAUAUAUUGAUGUUGAGAAUGUCUUUAAUUCAGUAGAACGCGUAGUAGAGUAUUUAGAGAUUGAACAAGAAUCUAAUAGAAUCACAGACACAAGACCACCUUCUGAUUGGCCACAUGAAGGAGUUAUCCAAGUAGAUAAUUUACAUGUUCAAUAUGCGCCUGAUCUUCCUAUUAUUUUAAAAGGCGUUAGUUUCUCGGUCAAACCAAGAGAGAAGAUUGGUAUUGUGGGUAGAACAGGAAGCGGGAAGCCAACAUUGGCGUUCUCCUUCUUUCGCUUUAUUGAGCACUUGAAGGGUCAAAUUGUGAUUGAUGAUGUGGAUAUCUCCACUCUCGGUACAAGUGAUUUACGUAGCAAUCUGACUAUUAUCCCUCAAGAUCCUACUUUGUUCUCUGGCACACUUCGGUCGAAUAUGGACCUAUUUGAUCAAUUUGAAGAUCAAGAUAUCUUUGGUGCCCUUCGUCGCGUGCAUUUAAUCACUGACAAUAAUCAAGAUGAUAUCAACGCGAACGUGUUCAAGAAUCUCGAUCAAACUGUUUCUGAAGGUGGACACAACUUUUCCCAAAGUCAAAAGCAAUUAUUGUGUCUUGCCCAAGCUGUUUUAAAGAAAAACAUAGUAUUGUUAAUAGAUGAAGCAACUGCCAGUGUUGAUUUCGAGACAGAUAGAGCCAUUCAAAAGACAAUUAAUCAAGAAUUUUCUGACUGUACUGUCUUGUGUAUUGCUCAUCGCUUGAAUACUGUGAUUGAAUAUGAUCGUGUCUUGGUACUUGAUCAUGGUCAAAUUUUGGAGUUUGCAAGCCCAUUGGAUUUAUUACAAGAUGUCAAUUCCAUGUUUUAUAGAAUGUGCAGCAAUUCAGGUCAAUUUGAUAAUCUGUUGAAACUUGCAAAAGCAAAGCACGAACUAGUAGAUAUCUCUUAG
This is a messenger RNA of Gilbertella persicaria, 3057 nucleotides long. RefSeq names its product P-loop containing nucleoside triphosphate hydrolase protein. The coding region runs from base 1 to 3057 and encodes 1018 amino acids. NCBI's taxonomy places the organism in Eukaryota, Fungi, Mucoromycota, Mucoromycetes, Mucorales, Choanephoraceae. Gene Ontology annotation, molecular function: ABC-type transporter activity; ATP hydrolysis activity; ATP binding. Gene Ontology annotation, biological process: transmembrane transport. The transcript has 11 exons. The record is from RefSeq and is a predicted model, not a curated record. Gene Ontology annotation, cellular component: membrane.